Penicillium psychrosexuale is the source of this 405-nucleotide messenger RNA. RefSeq lists its product as uncharacterized. The record is from RefSeq and is a predicted model, not a curated record. Lineage: Eukaryota; Fungi; Ascomycota; Eurotiomycetes; Eurotiales; Aspergillaceae. The transcript has a single exon. Bases 1 to 405 code for a protein of 134 amino acids.
AUGGUGAGCCUCGAAUCGGAGGUGGACACUUAUGAACCAACGAUGAGGGAAAAGAUUCCUGCGUGGGGGGUGAGGGAUGGUACGGUGUGCCUCUCGAAUGAUGUAGAAGGUUCGAAGCGGAAAGACGGAUCGUAUGUAAAAGGAAUUGAGGAUUUAAGGAGUGCGGAAAGGCACGGGUUGGAGAUCAUGAGACUGGAGAAGAAACGAAGCUCGAGAAAAUCCUGCAAGGAACUGGAAAAGUACUUGAAUGUCAGUGACCAAGGUGGUCUCCAGGUGGGUGACGUCAGCGGUGAAGUCUUGACGUGUGUGACUUGGGCCCAUCGAAGUUUCGAGAAGCUUCGAUCGAACAGCAACUCGGCCAAUUCGACGAGAAAUGCUCAGGGGAAGGGUUUAAAUACUAUUUAG